Messenger RNA from Xiphophorus hellerii (green swordtail), 3860 nucleotides. RefSeq names its product NACHT, LRR and PYD domains-containing protein 5-like. Lineage: Eukaryota; Metazoa; Chordata; Actinopteri; Cyprinodontiformes; Poeciliidae. The coding region runs from base 159 to 3443 and encodes 1094 amino acids. The record is from RefSeq and is a predicted model, not a curated record. The transcript is spliced from 11 exons. Gene Ontology annotation, molecular function: protein binding.
GGCGUGCAUUUCUCGGCAUAACACCGCCCCUUUACUACGGUUACUCCGCAUGUUCCUGCAGUUUUACUUUCACUUAUACCUUCGUUGUGGCGCAGCUGAUUUUCUACCUGCAAGCCUCCAUCUGAAGAUGAAGGUAGACGGUGUGUGAGCUGAGCAGGAUGGAUCAGUGUGAGGAUGGAGAGGACGCAGUCCGUCCCUCUAAGAUGCCUCUCAGCGGGGGACAUGAGGACCAGAGGAAACAACCAGAACCAGAGACUGGAUCAGGACAAAGACGUGGGUCCCUGUGCAGUGACAAGUCAAAAGGUCGGCUCAUUGAUUUUAAACAAAGCCAGCCUUCUAGAAAGAGGAAGCAACCAGAACCAGAACCAGACUCUGGAUCAGAACCAGACUCUGGAUCCAGCUCAGCCUCCCUACGCAGUGACUCAUCAAAGGAUCAGCUCAUAGUGGACCAGCAGAGCUCAGAGGUUCCCAGUGGUCCGUCUGCCCAGCAGCUUCAAACUGAGCUGGACUCCGUAUUUAUGGAGGUGGAACAAAACAUGUUCACUUUUAUGAAGGAAGAGUUAAAUACGUUUAAAACAUAUCUGAGUCCAUUUGGUUCAGAGUAUUUAGAGAGUCAGACGGAGGGUGAGGAUGAGGAGCACAGGAGGAAGAACAGAGAGCACUUACUUAACAUCACUGUGAACUUCCUGAGGAGGUCGAACCAGGAGGGUCUGGCUGCACGCCUGCACAACAGUUCUCCUGUCACCUGCCAAAGUAAUCUUAAGGCAAACAUGAAGAACACAUUUCAGCAGAUUUUUGAAGGGGUUCCUAAAGCUGGAAAAUCAAUGCAUUUGAGUCAGAUUUACACCGAAGUCUACAUCACAGAGGGAGGGACUGCAGAGGUCAACCAGGAACAUGAGGUCAGACAGAUUGAAACAGCAUCCAGGAAACCACACAGACCAGAAACAACAAUAAAACAAGAAGACAUCUUUAAGGCCCCACCGGGUAGAGAUUGGCCAAUCAGAACAGUGAUGACCAUGGGAGUUUCUGGCAUUGGGAAAACAGUCUUAACACAGAAGUUCACUCUGGACUGGGCUGAAGACAAAACCAACCAGAACAUCCAGUUCAUAUUUCCAUUCACCUUCAGAGAACUGAAUGUGCUGAAAGAGAAAAAGUUCAGUUUGGUGGAACUGAUUCAUCAUUUAUUUCCUGAAACCAAAGGAAUCUUUAGCUUUGAACAGUUCCAGGUUCUGUUCAUCUUUGAUGGUCUGGAUGAAAGUCGACUUGGUCUGGACUUCAACAACAAUCCGAUCCUGACUGAUGUUACAGAGUCCAGCUCAGUGGAUGUUCUGGUGACAAACCUCAUCAGGGGGAAACUGUUUCCCUCUGCUCUCCUCUGGAUAACCACACGACCUGCAGCAGCCAAUCAGAUCCCUGCUGAGUGUGUUGGCAUGGUGACUGAGAUUAGAGGGUUCACCAACUCACAGAAAGAAGAGUACUUCAAGAAACGAUUCAAAGAUGCGGAGCAGGCCAACAGUAUCAUCUCCCACAUCAAGACAUCACGAAGUCUCCACAUCAUGUGCCGCAUCCCAGUUUUCUGCUGGAUCUCUGCUACAGUUCUGGAGGAUGUGAUGAAGACCACAGAAGGAGGAAAACUGCCGAAGACUCUGACAGAGAUGUACAUCCAAUUCCUGGUGGUUCAGACCAAAGUGAAAAAGGUCAAGUAUGAUGGAGGAUCUGAAACAGAUCCACACUGGAGUCCAGACAACAAGAAGAUGAUUGAGUCUCUGGGAAAACUGGCUUUUGAUCAGCUGCUAAAAAGAAAUGUGAUCUUCUAUGAAUCAGACCUGACAGAGUGUGACAUCGAUAUCAGAGCAGCCUCAGUGUACUCAGGAGUGUUCACACAGAUCUUUAGGGAGGAGAGAGGGCUGUACCAGGACAAGGUGUUCUGCUUCGUCCAUCUGAGUGUUCAGGAGUUUCUGGCUGCUCUUUAUGUUCAUCUGACCUUCAUCAACUCUGGAGUCAAUCUGCUUGAAGAAAAUCUGACAUUUCCCCCAAAAUCUAAAAGAGCAAAACAUGAAAAACAUCGGUUCUUCCAGAGCGCAGUAGACAUGGCCUUACAAAGUCCCAAUGGCCACCUGGACUUGUUCCUCCGCUUCUUUCUGGGUCUUUCUCUCCAGACUAAUCAGACUCUCUUGAAGGACCUGUUGACACGAGAAGAACCCAGCACAGAAACCACUGAUGAAGCAGUCCAAUACAUAAAGAGGAAGAUGAGUGAAAAGUUGGCUGCUGACAAAAUCAUCAAUCUUUUUGACUGCCUAAGUGAAAUGAAUGACCUUGCCCUUGUUGAAGAAGUCCAAGAGUCUCUGAGUUCAGGACGUCUCUCCACAGAUAAGCUGUCUUCUGCCCAGUGGUCAGCUCUGGUCUUCAUCUUGCUGUCGUCAGAAAAAGAUCUGAAUCUGUUUGACUUAAAGAAAUUCAUCAAUUCAGAUGAUGACUUUGCAAGGUUGCUACCAGUUCUUGAUGUGUCCAACAAAGCCCUAUUAAGUGUCUGCAACCUUUCGCCAAGCACAUGUGCAACCCUUUCCACAGUUCUAAGUUCUCAGUCUUCUCAUUUGAGAGAGUUGGACUUGAGUAACAAUGACCUGACGGAUAAGGGAGUAACGCUUCUAUGUGGAGGACUCGGAAGUGUACACUGCACUCUAACGACUCUAAGGCUGUCAGGCUGUCUGAUCACAGAGGAAGGCUGUGCUUCUCUGGCCUCAGCUCUGCACUCCAACCCCUGCCAUCUGAAGGAGUUGGACUUGAGCUACAACCAUCCAGGAGAGGAAGGGGUGAAGAAGCUGACUGUACAGGAUUCUAUCUGGAAACCAGAAAAACUGAGGAUGGAGCCUGCUGGUGUCCAAUGGUUGACACCAGGUCUGAAGAAGUAUUCCUGUCAACUCACCAUCGACACAAACACAGUGAACAGAAAACUCCAGCUGUCUGAGAACAACAGGAAGGUUACUGGUGUGGAUGAGAGUCAGUCCUACCCUGACCAUGAACAGAGAUUUGAUUACUGGCCCCAGGUUCUGUGCAAGGAAAGCCUUCCUGAUCGCUGUUACUGGGAGGUUAUUUGGAGUGGGAAGGUUGAGAUCUCUGUGAGCUACAGUGGAGUCCAACGUAAAGGAGGCAGUAAUGACUGUGAGUUUGGAUUUAACAACAUGUCCUGGAGUCUGAGCUGCUCCGAUGAGGGUCGUUAUUCUGUCUGCCAUCAGAGCAAAAGGGAGUUCAUCUCCUCCUGCUCAUCUUCUGCUCCCUACCACAAAGUAGGAGUGUAUGUGGACUAUCCAGGUGGCACUCUGUCCUUCUACAGAGUUUCUUCUGGAAUACCGAUCCAUCUCCAUACCCUCAAGACAGAAUUCACUCAACCUCUUUAUCCUGGUUUCGGGUUCUGGACGGGAUCUUCAGUCACUCUUUGUUAAGUAGAGUUUUGUCCUCAUGGUGACAGAAAAUCUCCAGAUCAGUGAUAAACAUGAUUGGGUUGAGUUAAGAAUGUAAAAAUAAAUAUUUUGUGUCAUUCUAGAUGAAACAGAAAAUGAUGGGGAACAAACUGAAGUUGUUUUCAAUCAUCUUUGAUGGAAAAUUAUCACUUAUAUUUAAAUAUUUGUUUUCAAGUAAGUGGGGUAUGUUUGGAGCUUUACGGUGCAUUCACACCAGCCCUGUUUAGUUUGCUUUAAUCAAACUCUAGUUCUUUUAGAGAAUCCGGUUUGUUUGCAAAAAUGUGAAUGCAUAAUCAAACUCUGAAGCAGAUCAAAAAAGUGCAAGUGAACUGUGGUGCAUUUGAAUUCAUAUGUGAACGCCAAGUGGACCAGAGAGUGCUCCAAAAGCAGGAAAUGGAC